CUCGCUCUCGAACGCAGUCGUUUAAUUUGUAAAAGGAUGAGCAUCACUAUCUGUACAUUGUGGCUGUGUCUGACCCUAUUGGUCUCAUCCACUGGUGCAGCUACUGGCUCUCAGCAAGUCAACUAUGUGACUCCUACGUCGCCUGCUGGUAUCCCUUGUCCCGGACAGCCCUGCCUGACUCUGGACCAAUAUAUUACCAGCUCCAGUACCUACAUCAUCUCCAACACAGUCUUCAAACUUCUCCCUGGAAUACACGUCAUCGCAAGGUCUUUUGUUGCACGAAGCACUGAGUGCAUCACCAUUGAGGGCGACACUAGUGGAAAGUCAAACUCUCGAGUACAAAUCAGUGGAUAUUCUCUGCAGUUUAUCAACACUGUUGAUGUUUACAUUAUUGGAAUAAAACUGAUUGAUGUAGGCAUAUCCCUCGAAGGCACAGAAAAUGUCACCCUUUCUCAGGUGGUUGUUGAUGGCUCCAGAACUGCAGUUAGUUUGCUUAACACCAUAGAUACCAACAUAUCUUGCUGCAUCUUGAAGAAUACCGGAUGGACAGCGUUGACUUUGCAAAACACACAUAAUACCAGCAUAUGUAACACCACUGUGAAUAACACCGGAUGGAACGGAUUGGAUUUCUUCAACACAUCAAAACACUGAAAUAUUGUAUACCUUCAUCAAUAGCACCAGGUGGAAUGGAAUUGAACUACGACAGACAAAUUCUACAUCUAUAUCAUGUUCUACUGUGAAAAACACAGGUUGGAAUGGAAUCAAGAUUUUCAAUUCUUCCACAACAAAAGUUACUGAUAUGCUUGUGAAUGAAACACGUUGGAACGGAAUUGAAAUACGACAGGCGAACUUUACGGUGAUAUCAUGUUCGACUGUAAACAGCACAGGAUGGAAUGGAAUUGAGAUUUUCAAUUCUUCCCAAACCACAGUUAAUUGCUCACUAGUGAACGAGACCGGUUGGAGUGGUAUAGAGAUCCACAACAGUACCCAGGCUAGAGUGAUUGGUACAAACAUCACAAAUGCAGGCCGGAGCAGGCUGGAUUGCAGGUAUACAGACACGCCCUGUACUGUUGAAACGCCACCCAACUUAAACUGCAGCUGUAAGAACAAGGACAUGUGUAGCUCAGCACCACUGAACUUGUUAACCCCAGAAUGCGGCAAUGAAGCAAUUAUUGAUAGCAUAGUGACUGGCUCGGUCAACUAUAAUAUGACUCCAACCUCGUCAGUGUAUGAGAGAUCCCAAAGCUCAACAUAUCCUACACCUAUGAUGUCUGUGAUUCAAGUAACUCCGGUCCCUUCUGUGGGAAAAUCUUCCUCAAUGAAUUAUUCAUCACAUCGAAAUGUCCUCUUUGGAGUUUCAGGGUCAGUAGCAACAGUAAUGUUUACUUUCGUCAUUGUGGCAAUUGUUGCUUGGAUCUAUCGUAAAAAUAGAAACAAAGAUGUUUCAGAUGAGCACAACAAAAAGUGUCAUGUGUAUGAAGAAGUGUCUACUGCUAAUCCGGCUCUACACCACGAUCCAGCAUAUGAAAACCCAAUGAGGAUGAGGCUUGAAGAAAACCCAGCCUAUGUCUCGACUCACUAGCUACUACAGCAGGUGUGUGUAGCUAGCUGUGCAUAUGAUUCUAUGUACAUUUUCAAACAGGUCCUGAAUCUGCUGGCAUAUAUUCAUUGCGCAAAUUACACUGGUGUGUGUCACUAUUAGAACCAUUAGACCGUAUGAACAUAAUCAUUUACAUACUUUUACAUAGCAGUGUGCCUAAGCACCGUGUCUUUAUUAAUAAUUCAUAAACCACCAUUUCCUCCUCGUGUCACAUAGCUACCAAUCAUUAACACUACAGCUAGCCUCCACUUCACAAAUGCACCUUGACUUUACUCACAGCCUUCACCCUAGC
Messenger RNA from Geodia barretti, 1892 nucleotides. Lineage: Eukaryota; Metazoa; Porifera; Demospongiae; Tetractinellida; Geodiidae. The record is from the annotation of a GenBank genome assembly.